Molecule: messenger RNA, 609 nt
Organism: Musca vetustissima
Lineage: Eukaryota; Metazoa; Arthropoda; Insecta; Diptera; Muscidae
Product: ficolin-2-like
Exons: 4
Coding region: 1-609 (202 amino acids)
Source: RefSeq, a predicted model, not a curated record
AUGACUGGGCAAACAGAGCAGGAAAAUCAUCCAAACAAGGCUGUGGACAAAAAGAAUGGCAAAGAAGUUCCAGAAAGCCAAUGGACAAAGAUACUGCGACGUCAGGAUGGUUCGGUAGAUUUCAAUCGUAAUUGGAUGGAUUACAAACUUGGCUUCGGCAAUCCUGAUGCUGAUUUCUUUAUUGGCCUUGAAAUGCUGCAUCGUUUAACCAGUAACGGCAAACCCAAGGAAUUAUUAAUCGUUUUGGUGGACUAUGAAAAUGAAACUCGAUUUGCCCGCUAUGACAAGUUUCGUAUUGGUUCGGAAGCCGAAAAAUAUGCCAUUACCGAAUUGGGUGCAUAUAGUGGUGAUGCUGGUGAUGGUAUGGGCUGGCAUAGAGGUAGAAAGUUUACUACCUUCGAUCAGGAUAAUAAUGCCGGUAGUAUACGGGAUUGUCCACAAAAUUUUAAGGGUGGUUGGUGGUUCCAUGAUCCCUGUUAUAGUGGACAUUUACAUGGUCCAUAUAGAACAAAGGAAAAUUCUAGAAACUGGGGUGUUAGCUGGGAUCCAUGGAGAAAAUGGAAUGUAUCCAUGAAAUAUGCAGCAAUGAUGAUACGGGAUAAAAUGUAA